CCUUGUGAACGCAUAUUUUGAUGACGUCACUGAAAAAUAUGGCGCACUUGGAAGUGAAAUUUUGUCAACCUUUUUACAAAAUUUACGUGAAAUACUUACCAUAAUUCAAGUACUAGCUGAAUUUAGGAAGGAAUGAACCCUUUAAAUAUUUAUGUAGCAACAUGUCGGUAUGUCAUGUCCGCACGUUUUGCCGAUCGCGACACUUGGGUGGAUCUUUACCGAUACCUCCCGUAUCUUCGACGGUCACUUGGAUGUUAUGUAUGCAGAAACUUGGCUGUUAAUCCCCAUUCACCAUCUCAUAAGAACUGUCAACACUUUGUGUGCAAACACUGUAUUGGUGGUAGGAUGAAACUGAAGCCACAAUGCAGUUGGUGCAAAAAAUACGAAGGAUUCGUAGAAAAUACCCAGCUGCGCAUUGUAAUUGUUGGGUUCAAAAGAAUAUGCCAUGUUAUUCAUAGUUCCCCAAUCAUGACAGCCUUAAGGGAAAAUAAUUCAAAUGGGGAAAACGAUAAUCUUAUUCAAAUAAUUGAAGAGGGCUUAGAAUUUCAAGACAAUUUCAAAAUGUGCUCACCGAUUCCAUUACCGCCAGUAUUGUUUCCUAGUCAACCACCCGAAGUGAAGAAGUCAUUAGAGGUACCAAAGGUAGAACUUGUUGAGCCUUUAGCUUCAACUUCAGAAACAAAAAGUGAACAGGAAGACAAUCUUUCACCACCCGUAUUAGAGAAAUCUCGAGAAUUCGACAAAGAACUUGAAGUUAAUGUUGAUGUUGAAACACAUGAAUUGUCCCCAACAACAUCAGAAGAACUUAUUGAUGUAUGUAAGUUGCCGAGCCCGAAUGAACAAGACAAUCUUUUAAAAAGGAAGAGGGAGCCAGUUUUGUCUUUUGAGGCUUUUCAAAAUACAAAGCUGUUAGAACACAGACUACUUGCAGUUAACUGCAUUGGACCAAAGGGGGGUAACUUAAGAAUCUCUUCAACUCCCAUUGUUGAAAUGUCUGUUAAAAAAUCAAAACAUUCUAGUAAUCCCAGUGACAUUAAAAUUUGCAAAUGUGGCAGAGGUGGAACAAACAGUCGAUUGACUUGUCUAGGCCAAAGAUGUCCAUGUUAUAUAAAGAAACUACCAUGCAUCAACUGCAAGUGUCGAGGGUGCAGGAAUCCAAGAAAAGCAACUGCAUCUAAUUCUGAAAUCUUAUCAAACAACAAUAAUAUUUCAGAUUCCUCAUCUUCAUUGGAUGCAAAGGUUUCCCAAAAUGAAAAUAUUUGUGUUGUAAAAAAAUGAUUAAUCAAUAAUUAAGAUCUACUUAGAAUGUUUGUGGUAAAUGUACACUUAGCUGUAUUGUGAUAACAUGUAUUUAUUAUUUAUUAUUGUCUAGUGUCAGAUCAAGUUGGUCUUUUAUAUAAAAAAAAAGUUUCUGAAAGGUUAUCUCGGUGUGGGAUAGUUUUAAUUGUAAUUGAUCCAAAGUACUUCAAAGUCAAUUUUUGUUGAAAAUCGUAUACAUGUAUGAGUCCAUGAAAUAAAACCUCUGAUGAAAAAAAAUGUGUUAUUUGACUUGCAAUUAUGUCAUGCAUCUACAGUAAAACAGCAUUAAAGCAUCUAUCUUGUUGCCAUACAACAAUUGCUGUACAUAUAAUUUGCUAUACAUUUUCAGCAAAUUUGUAACUCAUAGAGAUACUAAUAUACUAUUUUAAAGAAAUUCAAUUUUGGUUUGCUAGAAAUGUUGCUCUGGUGAAAAUAAAUUUAUCUUGGGAUCAGAAUGUUGUUUUCUGGAGUUUUUUUGUGACCAUUAAUACUUUGUUGUAAACUUUACACGAUCAUUAUGAUAUGGAUUUUUUUUUUCACAAGAAAACUUAUUGAAAUUGUUGAGAUUUACAUUAAUUUUCAUUGGCCAGGUAUUGAAAUUUACUUCAUCAUGGCAUUAAUAGACUUGCUAUAUGUCUGUUGUAAAAAAAAAAAACAACCCAGUUUUAUAUAGAAUAUUUUAGAAAGUUUGCUGGGGAAUCAAAGAUUAUAUUUGUUAGUAUAAUUUUUCUUGUGUUUGUGAUGUGUUUUAAAACUGCUGUGUGAAACAAACUAAGAACUAGACAUGAAAUAUUUCAUGAUUUCUCA
Messenger RNA from Ostrea edulis (European flat oyster), 2106 nucleotides. RefSeq names its product E3 ubiquitin-protein ligase MSL2-like. Gene Ontology annotation, cellular component: MSL complex. NCBI's taxonomy places the organism in Eukaryota, Metazoa, Mollusca, Bivalvia, Ostreida, Ostreidae. Gene Ontology annotation, molecular function: ubiquitin protein ligase activity. The record is from RefSeq and is a predicted model, not a curated record. The transcript has a single exon. The coding region runs from base 133 to 1278 and encodes 381 amino acids.